AUGGCAUUCGGCGCUCUUUUUUCCAGGUUAUUCUCUUGUACAACCAAGGCAGAUAGCACUUCUCUUUCGGGAAAGUACAAGUUUGUGCAUUGUCCGAAACCGGUAAAAGACACCGGUUGCACGUACUGUGAGAUUCCGCAGUUUCCAAUUUCGCAUCAGAUCGAUCAUAAGAGGAAACUGCGAAAUAGCACAGUUGCCCUUUAUAAACAUGUAUUGCUUCUAAGCGGAUUUCCAGAUCAUCAAAGUUGGCCGAGGAGGUUUGAGUUGAGUCCCGGACAUGUGAUAUCGGAUUUAACGACUCUCAAAAGGAAGUUCACAGACAGAUACCACCCAUCUCUAGUGAGUAUGACGUCACUCCAAGAGGAGAGCAUGAUUCCCGGGUUUGAUUUUGCUCAUUCCGCAUUGCUUGGUUUAUAUCCCGACGGUUUGGCGGUUGAGGUUCCGACCCGUCGGUUGCAAGAGUUUGUGAUUGCUUAUCUUGCCGGAGAGCCGGUUGAUCCGGCGGAAAAGGAGCGGCAGGAGGAACUUAGGUCCAGUUUUCAGAGUCUUGAGUUGAAGAAAGACUGCAUUCUUAUGUGUGGACACGCGAAGCGAGAUAUCAGAUGUGGAACCAUAGGUCCGUUAGUCAUGGCUGAGUUCAAGAAGGCGUUUGAGAUGAAUCGAAUACCUGAAGAAAGCGCGACAUUAGGUUAUAUAUCACAUGUUGGUGGCCACGCUUUUGCGGGCAAUGUUUUGGUGUUUAAGAAGAAUGGUGAUGUAAUAUGGUACGGAAGAGUUGAGCCGAAGCAUGUCCAGGGAAUAGUGGAGAAAACUGUUUUGGGGAGUGAGAUAAUUGAGGAGUUAUAUAGGGGGUAG
Molecule: messenger RNA, 855 nt
Organism: Brettanomyces bruxellensis
Lineage: Eukaryota; Fungi; Ascomycota; Pichiomycetes; Pichiales; Pichiaceae
Exons: 1
Coding region: 1-855 (284 amino acids)
Source: RefSeq, a predicted model, not a curated record